Xyrauchen texanus (razorback sucker) is the source of this 1428-nucleotide messenger RNA. Its product is annotated as SH2 domain-containing protein 1B-like. Bases 129 to 557 code for a protein of 142 amino acids. The transcript is spliced from 5 exons. NCBI's taxonomy places the organism in Eukaryota, Metazoa, Chordata, Actinopteri, Cypriniformes, Catostomidae. The record is from RefSeq and is a predicted model, not a curated record.
GGACUUGAGUGAGGCAGGCGUGGUCCACCAAAGUCAGUGGUGUCGGUGAUUGCUUUGUGGUGUGAGACGAAGUCCGCUACAAGUGGGCAACAGUGACUUGCAGAGACAACACAGUCCUCACAUGUGGAAUGUGCAACAUGGACCAUCCAGCGUAUCAUGGACCCAUAGGCAAACAGAGGUGCGAGGAGCUGCUUGGCAAGGAAGGAAAGGAUGGAACAUACCUCAUUCGAGAGAGUGAAACCCUCCAGGGAGCUCUCUGCCUCUGUGUGUACAAUCAAAAAGUGGUCUGUACAUACAGAAUUCACCAAACCCACACCGGGCAAUUCACAGUACAGACUAAUUCAGGUGUAGAGGAGAAGUGUUUCAAGUCUUUGAAGGACCUAAUUCGUCAUUAUAAGCAGAGGAAUCAAGGACUCGCAACUCACCUUCGUCAUGCACUGAAAAGAAAAAUGCUGCAAGAACAGCCUCGAUGUCCAGAGCCACUUGUGCCUGAUGAGGAAAAUGACUAUGAAAACGUUGACGGAUCUGGGGACUAUGUUGUUCUUUUGCCAGACUGAUGUAUCCACAAUGUGAAAUUCUGAGUGGAAACAGAAUCAACCAAUAAGGAUACAGAGAUUGUGGAAGGUCUUGGAAGGAACUCUUACAUUUUCUGUUUUCAUCCUCAUCCUUUUGACAUUUCAGUACAUUUUCAUAUGUGCAUUUUCGCCAAAUUUGGGAAUUGAAUGUGGAGUCACAUGAUAUGAAUCUGACAUGACAUUCUUUACCAUUGAGAAAUGGUACAUUUCAGGAAUGUGAAUGUACUUAAAUGCUGUAAUGGCAAGGAAGAGAUCAUGAAGCUGUAAAGAUCUGCCUUUUUUUUUUUUUUUUUUUCUGACACCUACAGUCACCUACUUUAUUUUGAAGAUGAGUAUUUUGAAGUAUUUUGAAUAUUUUAAGUAAUUCUAAAGAAUCAGAAGGUAUGUCCAAACAUUUGACUGGUAAAGUUAAUUUUUAAACCAUUGUUGUGCCUGUGGUUCUGUUUUUCCUUAAAAAGUCAACCAAUAAAGACUUUGUAGUUGAUUUGCUGUAUAGUUAUACUAAUCUGGGUGGUAGAUAAAUAUUUUGUAGCUUUCUUUUUUUCUUAACAGAUAAUAAUUCAAGCACAAGAGAUUUUAAAUGUGCAAAUAUUAUUCUGUUGUAGAUGGAUAUUAGUAUGAGUUAUGAGCUGUAUUUUAUGUAUAAAUUACAUAUUUCAGUGUUUCACAACCUUUUUUCUGCCAUGGCACACUUUUUACAACUAAAUAAUUAUACUGCACACCACUAUCCCACAUAGGCUAACUAUCAUCAAUACGUUUCCUUUUCAAGAAUUUGUCCAUGUUUUCUGUCCUUCUUAGCAUGUUUACUUGGAAUGUUUGAAAAUCGACUAGGCAAAAAAUAAAAUAAAUAAAU